Messenger RNA from Anarrhichthys ocellatus (wolf-eel), 1794 nucleotides. Its product is annotated as E3 ubiquitin-protein ligase MYLIP-A-like. NCBI's taxonomy places the organism in Eukaryota, Metazoa, Chordata, Actinopteri, Perciformes, Anarhichadidae. The transcript has 2 exons. The record is from RefSeq and is a predicted model, not a curated record. The annotation marks the transcript as partial.
UGUAAUAAAAACCUGGGCAAGAAGUAUGUGUUCGACAUCCGACGCACCUCCAAGGAGGUUUACAACCACGCCCGCCGCUCGCUCUACAACUCCGGUGUCGUGGACCUGGUGAAUGGCAGCGACGGACGCUCAUCUCCUUCACGCUCCCCGAGCCGGGACGACCAGCCGGACGACGGGAUGUACUGCGGCAGCUGCCAGCAGGGCCGAGCCCUGCAGGAGCGGCUGCAGAAGCUCAGAGAGGCCCUGUUGUGCAUGCUUUGCUGCGAGGAGGAGAUAGAUGCUGCGUUCUGCCCCUGCGGACACAUGGUGUGUUGCCAGGCCUGUGCAAAUCAGCUGCAGAUGUGUCCCGUGUGUCGGUCGGAGGUGGAGCACGUGCAGUACGUCUACCUGCCCACCUGCACCAGCCUGCUGAACCUGACGCUGACCGACAACCACCAACACCGCAGCAGCAUCCCCGCGCCCAUUCACAGAGUAAUGGCCUCUCCUCACAGCUGCUCUACAACAGAGUACGACCACAAGAUCUACCAUGCAUAGAGACAACUUCACCGGACACUCAUCUUAGAAGGAACAUUUAUAGUCCGUCUGUGUUUCCUGCCUGGACUCCUUGAACUACCAAACAUAUAGAAACUCCUGAGCAUAUUCAAAGAUCGACACACUCAAACCCCUCCCUCAAUAAGUGUGUGUGUGUUUUAAUGUUAUUUACCAUCGUCCCUUUGGACGUCAGUUUGUCUGAGUGAUUGUUAGUAUUGUUGCUAUUGGUUUGCAUGUCAUUCUGUCCAGAUCUUGUUUGUUUUAUACAGCCCCUGCCACAAGAUUUAGUUUUUAGUUUAGGCUCUCGUUGUCUUUAAAUUAUUGCAUCAGUUGACCUGAUAGAGAAUAGACACAUUUGUUUUUGAAUUUGUGUGUCAGGCUCCUCGCCCCUGAACCUGAACCAUAUGAUGACUCUUGUGUUUUAGAAUAGCUAAACACUGUACAUAAUGGAGGUUUUUUUAGAUAUAUUUUUAAUGCUUCCUGACAUUUUAAAGCUUAUGUUUUUGAUUUGAGAGCUGAGUUUUAUUGUGUAAGAGUGAAAUGCUUUUUUUCUUUAUUAAGAAAUAUUAUUUCAUUUCUUGUUUGUCAUGUUCCAUGUUGUCCACGUCAAUAAGGGGGUAUUUAGAGGCUAAGCAGCGCUGCUCUGGGUAUAGCAUUGCAUACUAAUAAGAUACACCAGGCACUAAGACCACCAUGGUCCCAUUCUUGUGGUCUCUCAGUUCAAUGGGGCUCUUGAAGGUUUUUGUUUUUUUUGAGCCCACCAGAACUGUGAGCUUGAACAUGAAUGCAGCAUCUUGCUGACACUCACACAGCCUCCUUCACCUUGGAACGGGUAUUGUUGAUUAACUGUCACUUGUCCAAAACAACAAGCCUGAUUUCAUAGACUGAUGCACCUUUUAUCUCAAUGCCAACAAAGUAAAAAAUGAUGAGCACAAAAUGCUCUUCUACUAGAUGCAGUACCACAACGUUAUAAACAAAGACAAAUAGGAAUGUGUCCAACAGCAGCUGCUUCCUCUGAAAACCUCCGCUGUAGAUUUCUCCUCUGGGGUGUACUAGUGAGUUGAUCAUUUUUAAAGGGUACAAGGAGAUUUGUCUGUGCAAUACUUGCUUGCUUUUUGAAAAGCUUUUCAUUUUCAAGUUUUAUUUAAUUUCAAAGACUAUAUUUAAGUAAAAAAACAUUUUUUGUUGUGUUAUCUGAAAGCAAUUGUACUCAACACCCUAUUACUUGGAAAUAGGAACCAACUAGGCCAGUGGUUCCCAACC